Durusdinium trenchii is the source of this 1233-nucleotide messenger RNA. The record is from the annotation of a GenBank genome assembly. Lineage: Eukaryota; Dinophyceae; Suessiales; Symbiodiniaceae.
GCUUAAGGGUGUAGGUCCUGGUGCAGCUGAGGCAAUUUCAUUCCUCACAACGACGCCAUGGAGGGGACUACCUCAAGCCUGAGUGGGCGGCAUGACUAUGACACCAAAUGGCCAGCCUAUUCUUGUGCUUGGUCCGCUACGCCUGAGGCUCGCUUCAGGCUUGCUGUGGGGAGUUGCAUUGAGGAGAAGCGAAAUUUCAUAGAGAUUCUCGAGCUCAACGAGGGCAACUUGGAAUGCGUGGCAGAAGCAGAGCACCCAUUCCCUCCAACGAAGCUGCUGUGGAGGCCGGAGAAUGGCUGUGAUGGCGGCAAUUUGCUAGCUUCCUCUACGACUACACUAAAUCUUUGGAAGGUUGAAGACGGGCAGGUGAAGUGUGUUGCAACAAUGGCGAACACCAGAGCACAGAAGCAAUCAACAAACUUGCCUCCUUUGUCUUCUUUCGAUUGGAGUAGCAUAAAUAACAACAAGCUUGGAGCUUCGUCGGUGGAUACAACCUGUACAAUCUGGAACUUGGAGAAGCAGAAGAUCGAGACACAGCUGAUUGCUCACGACAAGGCGGUGUAUGACAUUGCAUUCUCUCAUGUCGAUAGCCUUUUCGCUUCAGUUGGGGCAGAUGGUUCGGUCCGGAUCUUUGACCUAAGGAACUUGGACCACUCAACCAUCGUCUACGAGUCUUCGCCACCAUCUCCGUUGUUGAGGCUUGCCUGGAAUAAGAGCAACACCAAUCAUAUUGCUACAGUUGCGAUGGAUGCUCCUGGAGUGACUUUGAUUGACAUCCGAAGACCUUCUGUGGCACUUGCAGGUCUCAAUUAUCGUGAUUCCUGCGUGAAUUCAAUUACUUGGGCUCCCCACUCACGCAAUCAUCUUUUGUGCGGCACAGACGAUGGUUUUGGAAUCAUUUGGGACAUUGCAGAAGCUAUUCCAUCCAAACUCGACACACCAUGUUUGGCCUAUGAAUGCAACAGUGAAGUGUUCCAAGCCCAGUGGCCUGCGUCACAACCCGACUACGUUGCACUGGGCAUGGCACAUCAGAUCAGGCUACUCCAAGUUUGAUUCAUCAACUUACUUGUUGCAGGGACGAAAAUGCCCCCGCCGCCCCCGUUUCACCACUUUAGUCCACAAGAGACGCCGUGCCGCGGACCUCGUGCGGCCGCGCAUAGGCCCAACCCAGGCUGAGCAUGCAGCGCGCGGCUAGCUGCUGAGUCUGUGCAUUUGCGCGUCCGAAAUGUAUCG